Molecule: messenger RNA, 681 nt
Organism: Phytophthora infestans T30-4
Lineage: Eukaryota; Oomycota; Peronosporomycetes; Peronosporales; Peronosporaceae
Exons: 3
Coding region: 1-681 (226 amino acids)
Source: RefSeq, a predicted model, not a curated record
AUGUCGCCACGUUCAGGUUAUGACAAUGCCAGUGGUUAUGGAGCCUUCGCUGCACCACCAUCAAAGGCGAAUAUAUCGCCACGUUCAGGUUAUGGCGCUUUUGACAAUGCCAGUGGCUAUGGAGCCUUCGCUGCACCACCAGCAAAGGUGAAUAUGUCGCCACGCUCAGGUUAUGGAGCUUUUGACAAUGCAAGUGGUUAUGGUGCGUUUGCUUCUCCGCCAGCGAAGGUGAAUAUGUCGCCCCGUUCAGGUUAUGGAGCCUUUGACAAUGCAAGUGGAUAUGGAGCCUUUGCUGCCCCUCCGGGAGGAAUGUCUCCUCGAUCUGGAUAUGGCAAGUUUGAUGAUGCUAGUGGUUACGGCAACUUUGCCUCGCCCCCCGAUCUUCGACAAGGAGCGAACCUCACAAGGAAGGUUGAAACACCUUCCGAGUCAGUCCUUCACGCAAAGUAUCAACACGCUUUCUAUCGUGUUGGAGGAGAACAGGCAGCACUUUCGCUAUGGAACUCAGCUGGACAAACAAUAUGGCAACGGUACAUGUCGCGAACAGAGCUCCUGCAAGCCGUGAGACGGAGUUUUGAGAAGCACGAACGAACCAACCAUGGAUUUAUGACAAAGUCACAACUGAAGGAAGCAUUAAGAGAUCUUGGAUGCGUCUUUACCGACGACCAGGUAAGGGGAUAG